AUGGACGAGCCUCGCAAAGGAAAGGAGGACACGCGAGAGAAGGAAGAUCAGAAGGGUAGUACUAGGGAAGAAGUGCGGUAUCGGGGCGUCCGAAGGAGGCCAUGGGGAAAGUUUGCAGCUGAGAUUCGAGACUCAUCACGGCAUGGCGCUCGUAUGUGGCUUGGGACAUUCAAUACAGCAGAAGAUGCGGCCAGGGCAUACGAUCGUGCUGCAUUUAACCUAAGGGGUCACCUUGCAACUCUCAACUUCCCUCACGAGUAUUAUCCUCAAGUCGCAGGCUCUCCUCCAAAAUUUUCAUCACUUCCAUCGUCUAGUUUUUCUCCGUUAGCUCCUAGUGGGAGUUCUGACAGGGGAAGUACUACUACUUCAUCUAAUUCCGGUCAAGAAAGGCAAGUAUUCGAGUUCGAGUACUUGGAUGACAAGGUCUUGGAGGACCUUCUUGAAUCAGAAGAGGAGAAGAGGAAACGAAAGCAAGGCUGA
Messenger RNA from Juglans regia (Persian walnut), 480 nucleotides. Its product is annotated as ethylene-responsive transcription factor ERF098-like. The transcript has a single exon. The coding region runs from base 1 to 480 and encodes 159 amino acids. Gene Ontology annotation, biological process: regulation of DNA-templated transcription; ethylene-activated signaling pathway. Gene Ontology annotation, molecular function: DNA-binding transcription factor activity; DNA binding. Lineage: Eukaryota; Viridiplantae; Streptophyta; Magnoliopsida; Fagales; Juglandaceae. The record is from RefSeq and is a predicted model, not a curated record.